AUGACCAGAAUUAACGCGACAGAGACGACUCCCUUGAUACCGGAGAUACCUCCCGAGGUCUCGGAUGUCGAGAGGAACAGCCCCGACGAGCCGAAAACGUAUAGCCAUGCGUUUAUCGCGAGGGUAGUUGUCGCGUUGCUGAUUGGUAUCUUUACUUCCAAUGCCGAUGGCUCAUUGGUACUGGCGACUCAUCCGGUGAUUGCGUCCGAGUUUGGCAAGCUUCAGGAUUCGAGUUGGCUAUUUAUCAGCUUCAUGUUGGCUAGUGCAGCAUCGCAGACGAUUUCCAGACCGCACCCGACACUGGUCUCACUUGAAUCUCUGGCUAACAAUUUCAGUGCCCUCGUAGGCGCUGGCCAGUCAAUGUGGCAGGUCAUCCUAGGUCGCGUAAUCUCUGGAUCUGGAGGUGCAGGAAUGACUACAAUGGCAUCAGUCAUCAUAACUGAACUCGCACCUCUCCGAGAAGUUGCCUCAUGGCAAAGCUACAUGAAUGUCAUCGCCACCGUCGGCCGUAGCAUUGGUGGUCCGCUUGGAGGCUUUCUCGCUGAUACAAUCGGCUGGAGAUGGUCAUUCCUCGGACAAUCGCCAAUUUUUGCUGUAUCCAUGAUCAUCGCCGCCAUCCUCCUCCCCUCUACAACACAGACCGAGGGCGCGACACUCGAGCGCAUCAAAAGGAUCGACGCACUUGGAGCUCUGCUUUUGGGUGGCUCUGUUCUCGCUUUCAUGGUUCCCCUUGAGAUUGGCGGCCAGAAGAUUCCAUGGAGUCAUCCCCUCGUGCCAAUUCUCGCUGCCGCUGGUGUGAUUCUCUCAGUUGCUUUCGUACUUGUAGAGUCACGCUGGGCCAAGGAACCAAUCUUCCCUCUUCGCUUACUCAGAAGUGGCGAUGUCACAAAGACGUAUCUGAUUGCGUUUGGUCAAGCAGCUGCACAACUUGGAACCAAUUGGCUGGAGUCACUCUACGUCUUCCCAGGGGGCCUGGGAAUGGGCAUCGCUCAAAGUGCUGCCUUUAUCGCUCUCCAAGCUUCCAUUGAUCCCAAAGACAAAGCAGCAGCUUCUUCUGGAAUCUUCCUCGCUGUAACUUUGGGUUCAGUAGUUGGCAUGGCUGGUACCAGCGCAACCAUCCAAGGACUUCUCAGACACGACAUUCAACAGAACCUCAGUGAUCUCGGAAAGUCUCAACGCUUUAUUGACGAGGUCAUUCGAAAAGCCGCAGAGAGUGUCUCGUACAUCGACGAAGCUUCCGAGCCCAUUCGAAAGGUACUGAUCGAAGGUUAUAUCAGAGGAAUCGAGUAUGGCCACGGUAAGUGCAUGUCCCCUUGCCAGGAGUGGCAUGGGAAAGGGGACUGCAUCACGUUAGAAAACCUUCUGACACGUUUGGUGCUGUAUUCAUUGUAGGCUUUGACAUAAGUGAGAGUUCGUUUGGUGUCCCCUUUAACUCCAAAGUCUAUUUUGUGACAGUAUUUGAUUUGAUUUUU
Messenger RNA from Fusarium oxysporum Fo47, 1472 nucleotides. Its product is annotated as major facilitator superfamily domain-containing protein. The transcript has 10 exons. NCBI's taxonomy places the organism in Eukaryota, Fungi, Ascomycota, Sordariomycetes, Hypocreales, Nectriaceae. Gene Ontology annotation, biological process: transmembrane transport; basic amino acid transport. Gene Ontology annotation, molecular function: basic amino acid transmembrane transporter activity. Gene Ontology annotation, cellular component: fungal-type vacuole membrane. The record is from RefSeq and is a predicted model, not a curated record. Bases 1 to 1392 code for a protein of 463 amino acids.